Molecule: messenger RNA, 548 nt
Organism: Nicotiana tabacum (common tobacco)
Lineage: Eukaryota; Viridiplantae; Streptophyta; Magnoliopsida; Solanales; Solanaceae
Source: RefSeq, a predicted model, not a curated record
AUUUUGCCAUUUUACGACUCAAAACUGUUAUCGUCUCGCGUGAAAUGGCGGCAUCUUCUCCUCUGAUUUUGCAUUCCUCGGCCUCCUCUUUCUACAGCGAAUUUCCGGCCCAUUCAAUUCGAUUGCCGGCCGUAAAUGCUAAGGUUUUAGCCCUGCCCAAUAAAUUGACGGUGAAAGCCUCAUCAGGAAUAGUAUUGGUGGAGAAAAGUGAAGCUGAAAAGGUUAAUCGCCUGAAAACAAAUUACCUCGAAAAGAUUGUUCCAAUGUUGAAGGAGGAAUUCAAUUACACCAAUAUUCACCAGGUUCCGAAGGUUGAAAAGAUUGUGGUAAAUUGUGGUAUUGGAGAUGCUGCACAAAAUUCAAAGGGUUUGGAUGCCGCAAUGAAUGAUUUGGCACUAAUUACUGGGCAAAGGCCAGUGAAGACGAGGGCUAAGAAUGCUAUUGCUACUUUCAAAAUUAGAGAAGGUCAACCGCUUGGAAUUGCUGUUACACUUCGAGGAAAUGUAUGUUGGCCUUUCUAUUCUGCUUUUUAGCAUUGCAAUUUUUUU